Nycticebus coucang (slow loris) is the source of this 5508-nucleotide messenger RNA. It is a transcript of the gene GCNT4, whose product is annotated as glucosaminyl (N-acetyl) transferase 4. Gene Ontology annotation, cellular component: membrane. The record is from RefSeq and is a predicted model, not a curated record. The transcript is spliced from 2 exons. Gene Ontology annotation, molecular function: acetylglucosaminyltransferase activity. NCBI's taxonomy places the organism in Eukaryota, Metazoa, Chordata, Mammalia, Primates, Lorisidae. The coding region runs from base 596 to 1963 and encodes 455 amino acids.
GAACGGCCAGGACUGGGAGUGUCCGGCUGUGACGGGCGUGGGUCCCCAGCCUCAGCCGCGGGGUGGCGAGGACUCCCGACCCUCUUCUCCUCGCGACUUUCACUUUCCCGCCGGAGAAAACUUCGGCGCCGCGUCCCAGCUGGGGAGGCGGGUGGGGACCGGAGGGGGCUUGUCGGGCUCCAGGCUGAGUCCUGGCCGCCUCUGCUCCAGAGGUCAGUGGCUGUCCCGAGCGGGCGGCAAGAGCAUCCAGUGGGCGGACAGCGUCGCGGGCCGGUGCGUAACCCCGGUGUGCGCCUAGCGGACGCCUCAACUGCGGGGCUCACCGCCGCCAAGUUCGCCGAGGCCGGCCCCGGGGAAGGGCGGCGGGCGGCGGGCGCCGCGCGCUCCUGGGGGCUGCGGGGCGCGGCCCACGGCGCCGGCUUUCUGGGCUUGCGGGCGGAGCGGAGCGGCGAGGCCGGAGUCGCCCGCGCGUUCGCACCAGGGUUUCCGGGACUCGCGGAGUAGCGAGAACACUGCUGCCGAACGCGUCCUUGCCCAGAGGCGGAGAGCCCCGCUGUCUUGGGGGCCCAGGACCACCCAGAUCCGCCUGCGCUGAAUGAAGAUAUUCAAAUGCUGUUUUAAAUAUCCCCUGCAGCAGAAAGUUUUCAUCUUGUUUUUAACCCUAUGGGUGUUCUCCUUGUUGAAGCUUCUAAACGUGAAAAGACUCCUCUUCCCUCCAAGAGACAUUUACCUGGUUGAGCACUCCUUAAGUACCUCGCCUUUUGUAAGAAACAGGUACACUCAUGUUAAGGAUGAAGUCAGGUAUGAAGUUAACUGUUCUGGUAUCUAUGAACAGGAGCCUUUGGAGAUUGGCAAGAGUCUGGAAAUAAGAAGAAGAGACAUCAUUGACUUGGAGGAUGAUGAUGUUGUGGCAAUAACCAGUGAUUGUGAGAUUUAUCAGACUGUAAGAAGGUACGCUCAAAAGCUUGUUUCAAGGGAGGAGAAAAGCUUCCCAAUAGCCUAUUCUUUGGUUGUCCACAAAGAUGCAAUUAUGGUUGAAAGGCUGAUCCAUGCUAUAUACAACCAGCACAAUAUUUACUGCAUCCAUUAUGACCGUAAGUCACCUGACCCCUUCAAAGUUGCCAUGAACAAUUUAGCUAAGUGCUUCUCCAAUAUUUUCAUUGCUUCCAAAUUAGAGGCUGUGGAAUACGCCCACAUUUCCAGACUCCAAGCUGAUUUAAAUUGUUUGUCAGACCUUCUUAAGUCUUCAGUUCAGUGGAAAUAUGUUAUCAAUCUGUGUGGGCAAGAUUUCCCCCUAAAGUCAAAUUUUGAAUUAGUGUCAGAGUUGAAGAAACUCAAUGGAGCAAAUAUGUUAGAGACUGUGAAACCCCCUAACAGUAAAAUGGAAAGAUUUACUUAUCACCACGAACUCCGACAGGUGCCUUAUGAGUACGUGAAGCUCCCCAUCAGGACAAACAUCUCCAAGGAGGCACCCCCUCAUAACAUCGAGAUAUUUGUUGGCAGUGCUUAUUUUGUUUUAAGUCAAGCAUUUGUUAAAUAUAUUUUCAACAACUCGCUCAUCAAAGACUUUUUUGCCUGGUCAGAGGAUACAUACUCUCCUGAUGAACACUUUUGGGCUACCUUAAUUCGAAUCCCAGGAAUACCUGGGGAGAUCUCCAGAUCAGCCAAGGAUGUGUCAGAUCUACAGAGUAAGACCCGCCUUGUCAAAUGGAAUUACUAUGAAGGCUUUUUGUAUCCCAGUUGUACAGGCUCUCACCUCCGAAGUGUGUGUAUUUAUGGAGCCGCAGAAUUAAGGUGGCUUCUAAGAGAUGGACAUUGGUUUGCUAAUAAAUUUGAUUCUAAGGUGGACCCUAUCUUGAUUAAAUGCUUGGUGGAAAAGCUUGAAAAACAACAGAGAGAGUGGAUUACUUUGUCUUCAGAAAAGUUAUUUAUGGACAGAAAUCUCACAAUCACAUCAUUAUAGUAAAAUUAUAAUGGAAAUGAGAGGCCAUCUGAUAAAUGAGUCAUAUGGAAUUGUAUACUAUCCCAUGCCUCAUACCAUUUGAAUGUAAUCUUCUUGUAGUUUGAGAGGAGUCUAAAAUUCCUUGCACAAGGGAAAGUGAUCUAAUCUUGAUGAUACUAGCUUCCAGUUGGUUGCUUUUUUUAAUGUCUGUUUUUGCUUGUAAUCUCAGAAAUAUUGAUUGAGCACCUAGCUGAAUGACAGGCACUUUUUUUUUUUUUCUUUUUUUUGUAGAGACAGAGUCUCACUGUUCCGCCCUCGGGUAGAGUGCCGUGGCGUCACACGGCUCACAGCAACCUCUAACUGUUGGGCUUACGCGAUUCUCUUGCCUCAGCCUCCCGAGCAGCUGGGACUACAGGCGCCCGCCACAACACCCGGCUAUUUUUUGGUUGCAGUUUGGCCGGGGCUGGGUUUGAACCCGCCACCCUCGGCAUAUGGGGCUGGCGCCCUACUCACUGAGCCACAGGCGCCACCCAUGACAGGCACUUUUUAAAAGACUGUGGCUGACCCUCAUCACACGGCAACCUUAACACCUUUAAGUUUUCCAUGUAACAAUCAGGAUCUUUUCUACUGAAGAAUGUUUUGGAGUAUGUGGUAAUCGUAUAAUCAUAUUAACUACCCAUUUCAGAGUGGUGUUUAACUACAGUGACCAACACUCCACUUGGCUCUUAAUUCGGCUUCCUGGACAUUUCCUAACCAUUAGAAUUUUAGGAGGAGAGACUCCACUACCUCAGUAAAGCUCAAAGAAUUGUCCAGUUCCUUGCUUGCCAAAGCAUAAUUUGCCUUUUGGGGCAUUAUAUGUUGACUUCAGGAUUGUGGAAACUGUCAGUGGGGCAUAUAUGGCAUAUGAAAGUUAGGGAAGUUGGUGGAGCACAUGGGUGGGGUGCGCAGGUGAGAGGAACAAAGGGGUUUAUUCAGCAUUUUUAUCAUGUUACAAAAUGGUGUCAAGAAUAGACUUUUUAAAAAAAUUCAACUGUUUCUUUAAAACACAUUUACUCACCUGGUGCCCUGGCUCACACCUGUAAUCCUAGCACUAUGGGAGGCUAAGGUAAGAGGAUAGUUUGAGACCAGCCUAGCAAGACCCCCAAUCCCUACAAAAAAAUAGAAAAAUUAGCUGGGUCCCAGCUACUCACAGCUGAGGCAGGAGGAUUGCUUGUGCCCAGGAGUUUGAUGUUGCAGUGAGCUAUGAUAAUGCCACUGCACUCUAGCCCCAAGUGACAGAGUGAGACUGUGUUUCAAAAAAAUAAAAUAAAAAUAAGCAGACAAAUUAAAAAUAAGAGCUGAUUAAUAGUUCAAAGUGUUUCUCCCCAGAACCUUAAAUUCUCCUGGUUUAUGCAUUAUCAUUAUAGGUAAGUUCCUUAACAGUAGAGUACUUCCUAUGGAAUUCGUAAAAUUUAUUUUAUGGAACUAUCACGGUAAGAGUCUCUUGAAAAGGUUUUCUAAAUUAAUUAUUAUGGUAAUUUCAAAGUUUUUCUUCUCCAGCAACUGUCCAAGUGGAAUCCAAAUUUAAAAUGAUAAAAGCUCUAAGUUUAUCUCAGCUGUCUUCUCAGCUUAGUUCCAGAGAGAAAAAGCUAAUUUUCCGAAGGACACAGCAAGAAUAAUCAUGAAUGAUGUUUUAUAGAACCCACCCUGGAGAAAAUCUCCCAAUGAGCCAAAUCUAUACACGGUAUAUAGAUUUUAAUGUAAUGGUGUGUGCUGGAGGGAAAGGGGCAGGGGCAGGGGCCUGAGAACAGGAUCUAACAUUGUUACCAGCCUCUUGGGAAACUGUAGAACUCAUGUAAAACUCUAUUAAUGAUCUUAUGUUUCAAUGACAGCCUCAGUAACUACUUAAAGAUGUAUAAUAGUAAUCAAGACCAAAAUGAAGCUAUUUGGAAGACUGAAGUCUUUAAAUAAUUUUUGUAAUAACAUUUCUGUGUUUUGCAUGUGAAAUGCACCUUGCUUGUUUUGAAGUUUGCGAUCCUAACUGCCAAGUGGCACCACUUGUCUCUCUUUUCUUCUCUUCAGCUCACUUUUCUCUCUUUCUUUCACCCUCUUCAAAUUAUUAUGCUUUGUCUUUCAGAAAACAACUAUUACCAUGCCUCAUUCUUAUGAAAAAGAAAAAAGAGUAACCAUGCAUAGAGCUAAGUUCUGCAAAAGAUCUGUAGAUUCAUUUAGGUAUGUGACCAAGGAUAAGCUAAGUCAUUCUGGUUUUUAUAAACUUUCAUUUUCCUGGUCUUUGAAAUGAGCGCUUAGAUGCCUAUCCUGGCUUCCUCACAAGCUUUUUUGUGAGAAUCAAUUGAAAUAGUAUAUGAAGUUGUUUGAAAAGAGGGACAUACUUUUGAGAUGGACCUAUAGUUAUGUAUGUAUAAUGCAAAGGUCCAACCCCACUGAAAGACUUAAACAUUUACCUUUUCUGAAAAAACUCUGAAGUAUAAAAAGGGGCCACAAUCUCAGGAGCAAAUUCUUUAACCAAAUCCGGGUAUGAGGAAACUUCUGUCACCACAUUUGGGAUUUCUUUUUAAACCAAUAGGAUUAGCAGGUUGUGACUUAUAUUGGGAAUAGUGGCAGACAUCCUGCCAUGCAGGAUUAAAUACACAAGGUCCUGUUGAAAUCUCAGUUUUUAUGCCUUUGGUCGUCAGAAUAAAUGUAAAUGCUGAAGAUUAAUUAUCAACACCCUAGUCCAGUCUCCUGUCUGGGGAGAAAUUAUUCUAUUCUCAGUUUAUUGAGACAUUUCCCAAGUUGUUCAUCACUUUCAUGCCAUAUUCAGAGAAGGCAUAGAAGGAUGAAAGGGGACAGUGCUUUCUUUCCCCCAUUGAUAACAUUUCUCUGGACUCAGUUCAUAACAUUUCAGGGCGUUUGUCACAUCACACUCUUUUUCCACACAUUUCCCAUAUGCCUUCGAACCUGAUUCUUCCCUAAAACCUUUUGCUAUGAUUCCCUCCCUGGAGUGGAGAAUAUUUUGUAGUCUGGGUUUUAUAAUUAUUCUUGUAUAGUAUUUAUUAAAUCUAGACUCUAAGUUAUUUAGACACGAGACCAGAACCUUGGAGUUUGGCAAUUGUUGUAUGGAUAAUACGAAUUACUAAAGAGCUACCAAAUACAUCUACAUUAUGUAAACAAUCUACUGUAACAUUAUAUAUAUUUAAAAGACCAAUGUUGCUGCUAUUUUUAAUGUUUUAGUUAUUUUAAAUGAAAUGUAUCUAUUUAAAUUUGAAGGUUUCUCUUGCCAUCCACAAUGUGAAGAUACACGUACCUAGAUAGAGACAUAUUUCACAGAAAACAAAAAUGACAGUCUACUUUGGAAAUGUAAAGUGAAUGUCCCUUAUAUAUGUUGCCAUUGUGUUUUUUUUGUUAAUGAAGUUUUCAUUUUUUUCAUAUAUUUGUGUCAACUGAUCUCAUUCCCCUACUUUGUUUUCUUACCAUUUUUGAAAUAUACUUCCUAUUAUGUGAAUUUUAAAUAGAUUGUUGUUUUGUUUUUAUAUUUUUGCUGCUACUAGAUGUUAAUUCUCUGGUAUUGUAAAAUAAAAUGUGCU